CCUCUUUUACUAAUGAGAGGAACAUGUGGGACGGAGAAGGCGGCUGGGCACCAGCCUUCUCUGCUUGGACAGGAUCUUCCCGUUUCCAUCCCAAAGGACACUGGACGUCGGCAACCCAUAUCUAGACCUGAGAAUCUCUCCUCUGACAGGUUGUGCCUUCUCCCUGGGGAAGAAGACACCAGAAACCCAACUGAAAGGUGUUGGAUGAUCCACAUCCACCAAUAUAUAGCCUUUCUGGCAAACAUUUUCCAUUUAUGAUUAGCCUCUGUGAAUCCCUCCCCUGUGUAUCUUUUGAGAUGGGGGAAACAGAACAAGAGGGACUUGGAGGCAGUAGGCCGCUUAGUCCGUCCUGCUUAGAGGAUGCGUCAUGCAACCCCUCAAUACCUCCUCUGCCUCUUCCUGCUGCAAUCAGAGGGGGUCUCUUGGGAUCUGAUGAUGAAGAACAAGAGGACCCUCGAGAUUAUUGCCGAGGUGGUUACUAUCCUGUAAAAACUGGGGACUUGUUCAACGGACGCUACCAUGUUGUGCGGAAACUUGGCUGGGGGCAUUUUUCUACUGUCUGGCUUUGUUGGGACAUUCAGCGGAAGCGUUUUGUGGCCCUCAAAGUGGUGAAGAGUGCGGUGCAUUAUACGGAGACAGCUGUGGAUGAGAUAAAGCUGCUGAAAUGUGUGCGAGACUCUGAUCCCAGUGACCCCAAGCGGGAAACCAUUGUACAGUUGAUUGAUGAUUUCAAGAUCUCAGGGAUCAAUGGUGUCCAUGUUUGCAUGGUCCUAGAAGUUUUAGGGCAUCAGCUGUUGAAGUGGAUCAUCAAGUCCAACUACCAAGGGCUUCCUAUUCCUUGUGUCAAGAGUAUUCUACGUCAGGUAUUGCAGGGCCUUGACUACCUCCACACCAAGUGCAAAAUCAUCCACACAGACAUAAAACCGGAGAAUAUCCUGAUGUGCGUAGACGAGGGCUAUGUGCGACGCCUGGCAGCUGAGGCCACCGUUUGGCAACAGACUGGGGGGCCUCCACCUUCUGGGUCUUCAGUCAGCUCUGCACCCCAGGAAACCCUGAAUGGGAAGCUGUCCAAGAACAAGCGGAAGAAGCUGAAAAGGAAGCAGAAAAGGCAGAGCCAGCUCCUGGCCGAACGCCUUCGGGACCUUCAGCAGCUGGAGGACUUGUCCGUUGCAGCCGCAGGGGAUGCCAGUGGAUCUACCCUGACUUCAGAAUUGCAGGGUGGGACCCCCAUCUCUGUCUCCACAGUUGGAGGAACAGAGCCCUUGGGGGGCUCUCUAGCUUGCAGCCCCCAGAGCUUGACCUCCUCCUCUGGUUUCUACACGCACAAUGCCUACGACAGCUGCAAUGGACAUUCUCCCCCAGGAACUGCCAGCCGCCACUUCAGCCCAGAAUCAGCAACUUCCGGCUUCUCAGGGUCCCUCUUCUCCGGCUCAGCCAUGUCCAAUGCCUCUAACCAGCGGGAGCGUGGAGGUCUUCUUUCCCCCAGCACUUUUGGUACCUCUGAAUUUCUGGUGAACCCCUUGGAACCGCAGAAUGCAGACCAGAUCCGGGUGAAGAUAGCAGAUCUAGGCAAUGCCUGUUGGGUGCACAAACAUUUUACAGAGGACAUUCAGACACGGCAGUAUCGGGCACUGGAGGUCCUAAUUGGUGCCGCCUACAACACCCCGGCCGAUAUCUGGAGCACAGCAUGCAUGGCAUUUGAGCUGGCAACUGGCGAUUACCUCUUUGAACCUCACUCAGGCGAGGAUUAUACCAGGGAUGAAGAUCAUAUUGCUCACAUUGUUGAAUUGUUGGGCGACAUCCCUCCACACUUUGCUCUUUCGGGGCGCUAUUCGCGUGAGUACUUCAACCGAAGAGGGGAACUGCGGCACAUUAAGAACCUGAAACACUGGGGCCUGUAUGAAGUCCUGGUGGAGAAAUACGAGUGGCCUCUUGAGCAAGCGGCCCAGUUCACAGACUUCCUCUUGCCCAUGAUGGAAUUCCUCCCAGAAGAGCGCAGCACAGCCGCCCAAUGUCUGGAGCACCCUUGGCUCAACUCCUAAUCCUGAAAGGACUGGUUGCUCAUAGAAAGGAAACCCCUGCUCAUGAGGAUUUCCCUGGUAGAGGGAUCCUUGUCCCCUCAGAGAGGCGAAGUAGGAGGUUUGUGUUUUCUCCAGGGCUUCUCCUUCUCCCCACUCUGUGAUUCGAGACGGCUGCUCCAGCCAACAGUUUACAUGGUGGACUAGAUCCCCAGAAGCCAGGUGAUCAUUUUGCCGCCAGUUCCAAAGCACCCAUCAUCUCUUGUCUUGUCUCCUUUUCUCUGGAGAUGUUGCCUUCUUGGAGUGAUCAAUAGCCAUCUUUUUCUUUUUGGACUGCCCUUGA
Molecule: messenger RNA, 2361 nt
Organism: Anolis carolinensis (green anole)
Lineage: Eukaryota; Metazoa; Chordata; Lepidosauria; Squamata; Anolidae
Gene: srpk3
Product: SRSF protein kinase 3
Exons: 15
Coding region: 255-2042 (595 amino acids)
Biological process (GO): regulation of mRNA processing; peptidyl-serine phosphorylation; spliceosomal complex assembly
Cellular component (GO): cytoplasm; nucleus
Molecular function (GO): ATP binding; protein serine/threonine kinase activity
Source: RefSeq, a predicted model, not a curated record